Molecule: messenger RNA, 762 nt
Organism: Engraulis encrasicolus (European anchovy)
Lineage: Eukaryota; Metazoa; Chordata; Actinopteri; Clupeiformes; Engraulidae
Product: CDGSH iron-sulfur domain-containing protein 3, mitochondrial-like
Exons: 3
Coding region: 262-642 (126 amino acids)
Cellular component (GO): mitochondrion
Molecular function (GO): 2 iron, 2 sulfur cluster binding
Source: RefSeq, a predicted model, not a curated record
GCACGAGUAGUUGGAAAGACUAAUGACUUUGUAAACAUCCAAGCAGCUGUGUCUUGGAAGGUCGUCAGUCGUCGCACGCGAGAUAGCAAUUGUGUUGCAAAGAACUGAAAACGGGAGUAGUUUAAUCGUUCAACUGUCUGACUCGCUAUUUUCUACUGUGCGUAAAGAUACAAAACGGUGGAUUCAAACUGCACGUUUUCCACCGGUGCACUACCUGGGAGGGUUAUUGGAGGACGGUUCAAUCACUACUCUGCCUUGAGAAUGAAUUCUUUGGUGGCGUCAAAAUGUUACUUCUUAUCAUAUUCGGUGCGACCCUGGGUGGUAUGCCUCACUGCAUCAAGGCUCUGCAGCCAGAAGUCUAAGCCUGCCGUGGCGUCUAAGUUGCCGUACCGCGUGAAGCUGACGGGAGGGAAGCGCCACUCCUGGUGUGCAUGUGGCCAUAGCAAGAAACAGCCGUUCUGCGAUGGCGCCCACAAGAAAUUUGCCCCGGACCUGCCGCCUCUCCGCUUCGUCCCUGAGAAGGACACCACGGCCAUGCUCUGUGGCUGCAAGCAGACGGGGAACCCCCCUUACUGCGACGGCACGCACUUCAAAGUCAUCUUCCGCUCCGUCAAGGAUUUCGUCCUGCGGAAGUCGUCCUGAUGUAAAUUCUUUUUGUGUAUUUUGAUGCAAAGAUAUAUUUUUGUUAACAGACGCUGUUUUGGGAUGAAACAAUGUGUAUCAUUCUUGAUUUUCUACCAAAUACACAGUAUAUAUAAUGUA